AUGGCCGAACAAGACGACCUGUCCAAGAUCCUCGGCCCAUCCGCCACCCGCGACGCCGUCCCCCAGCCCAAUGCGACAUAUGUCAUCCUCGACCGGUCCUCCGGCGCCGCCAUCACCAUUUUCGAAGGCAAGAUCCGGCUGGAAAAGGACAUUAGCCGCGCGGGGAACUGCUACUGGCAAUCUGUGGAAAAGGACGGCUGGCUGGGUUUCCGCGAGACGCAGCUGGAGAAGUACUUGGGGCAUGACUUUUGGUGGAAGUUCACGGCGGAGAGUACCGAGCACAGCGAGUACGGGUACUUUGUGCCGAGGAGGCAUGCAGAUGGGGGAUAUGAGUUGCUGGCGCCGAGUCUGGGGAAGCUGCUGCACGUUGUUGCUGGGGAGGGCGGCGAGCUGAGGGCCACGGAGAAGGGGGGCACGACGUGGGAGUUUGUUAGGGUUGAUGGUGGUGAUGAGGAUGGUGAUGAUGACGCUGAGGAAGAGGAGAUGAAUGGAGUGGAGGAGCUGGCUGAGGAAGAAGAAGAGGAAGAAGAGGAGGAGGAGGAAGAGGGAGAGGAAGAGGAAGAAGAAAAGGAGGAGGAGAAGAAGAAGAAGUAG
Messenger RNA from Metarhizium acridum CQMa 102, 594 nucleotides. RefSeq lists its product as uncharacterized. Lineage: Eukaryota; Fungi; Ascomycota; Sordariomycetes; Hypocreales; Clavicipitaceae. The record is from RefSeq and is a predicted model, not a curated record.